CGCUUUACAGUGUAGAAACCAUCGGUCUAUUUCAAAGAAAAAAUUGUACGUGGAAACUCUGACUGUUAAUAUCAAAAUUGUGACUGAAGGAUAUGUUUGAUCACCCUAAAAGCAGGUAGGGGCUUAAGUCAUAGAAAGCACAGAACACAUGAUUACUAGACAGUAGUAGUAAAUGAGAUUCGCGCGUCACAGAUAUUUGCUAAAUUCACCUACAACAAGGGCGUCCGCAGGGGGGGAGGGGCUCAACACGUGGCAUGUGGAAGCUCUGGCCGUUAACAUAAAAGCUGAGACUGAAGGCAAUAAUCUAUUUUCCUUUUUAAAACAGUUGCAUUCUCCUACAGAGAUGGACAGCAUUAUUGAAGGAAACCAACAUUUGCAAGACAUCGAGACCCUCGUUCAACAAGGGGAGUACACCGCCGCUUUACUGGCAAUGAAGGAGGACGUGGAGUCCACAUCUAACAAAAUACUGUACAGCUUUUACAAAAAUACCUGCAUGGCCUUGGAUGAUGCCAACUCGACAGACAAAGGCAUCUUAAAAGGCUUGGCACACCAGGCAUUGGGUGUGGUUUAUAGUGAGACCCUAAAGCACAGAGAGAAGGCAAAGGCAUUGCCUUUUUACAUCACAGCAAAGGAUAGCCUGCUGGAGGUCGGGCUGCGACAAAAGGGAAUUACAUCCAAUGAUGAAAACUUGGCAGACGCUUUGAAUAAAAUUUACAAGAUAUUGUGUUUGUAUAAAACAGCGAAGGAAAGCCUGGUGGAAGUCGGGGUUCCACCAAAGGAACAUACAGCCGAUAAUGAAAAUGUGGUAGACGCUUUAAUGAACCUUUACGAGACCAUUGCCUGGUGUUACAGUGUGAAAUACGACUUUGAAAAGCAAUAUGUUCACCUGAAAGUGGCUUGGGUCGUAGUAUAUGAGCGGGGAUUGAAGGAUAAAGCGGCAUCUUUGCUAGUGCAGUUGGGUCGCUCUUGCCUCAAUCAGAGGGAAUUUAGAAAAGCGUCUGACUAUAUAUCCCAAGCCGAAGAUAUGGCCGAAGAACUUGACAGGAAAGACAUUGUUGCAGCAUGUUUGCUGUUAAAACAAGAUGUCCGUCUUUCAAAAAGAGACGGCUAUUCAGAUGAGGAGGAGCUGGAAAAAGCGCUGCAAAUAGCCCAAGGUCUAGGGGACAAGCUGUUGCUAGCAAAUACCCAUGUUUGUAUCUCCAAUGAUCGCUGUCAGUUCGGCUCAUAUCAGGAUUCCUUUGAUCACGCCACCCUAGCGUUAAAAAUCGCGGAAUCCCUCGAUGAAAACGACAACGAUUCUCAAGAAAUAUUGAGUUUAUGUCUGACUUGCAUGAGCAAAACUUGUAUACUGGUUGGAAACAAUGAAAGAGCACUGCGUUUUCUUGAACAAAACCGAGGCGUCUUGCAGAACUUGGGAGACCGCAUUCGUCUUAGUGAUGUGGAAAUGGAAAUAUCUUACUUAACACUUGCGAAGGCUAGUUCUGAAUCAGAAAUUGACUCAUUAUUUCAGCUAACUGUAAAAUGCUUUAAACGCGCAAUAGAUAUUGCUGAUAAAAUAAAAGACAAGGAUCGUUUAUGCCAAACAAAAUACAAAUAUGCUGCUCUUCUGGAGCGAUAUGGAUCUACAACGGGCGCCAUUUCGCAUUUUAAAUGGACAAUUGAAUUGGCCCGGGACGUUGAAAAUCUGUCCAUUGAGUGUUUAUGUCAUCAACAUUUGGCGAAGAUUUUCAUAAAACAACGGACAUUCGUUGAAGCGGAAAAACAUGCUUCGGCAUCUCUGCAACUGGCUAUUGAGUUGACAAGUAUAGAACUGCAGCAAAUGUGCUACACGCUGCAAGGCUAUUUGUACAAGGCGCAGGGUCUACUCCAGAAAGCCAGGACACCAUACGUGCAUGGAAUUUCAAUAGCAUCUUAUGUUCGAGAAAGACGGUUGAAUGACGAUGACAACAAAAUAGAAUACUUCGAGUCGGUGAUGGAGUGCUUCACUGAUCUCCAGGAAAUUUAUAUACAGCAACAAAAAUACACCGAGGCUCUGUCAGUGGCUGAGCAAUGUCGAGCCCGGUCAAUGCUAGAUAUCAUGUACGCCAGACGUCCUAAGGCAGAUGUCCCAAAACAUAUAAAAAGACCAAAAGAAAUCCACUGGGUUGUCAAUACUGCCAACGUACCCGUGGUUGUUUUUGCCUUAAUCAACGACAAACUAUUCGCCUGGGUCAUCCGACCGCAGCAAGAUGACGUUACGUUUCUUGACUAUGCCAUCACGUGCCCGGACACUGACGUCAAGGGGCUAUUAAGUGCGCUCUCCGUGCUGCGGUCACUCUCUCCACCAUCCCCAGCUGGGAAUCAGACCAUCCCAAGCGUAAACUGGAGAUGUAUGCUUACGGGUGCUUGGUCAGGUCAUACUCGUAAUAGCCUGGACAGCGCGCUCGAUUCUUCUAGCACCCAUGACGCCACUUUAACGUCCAAAGGCAACGGUUUGAGGAAAGUGUUUCAAAGGUGGUAUGACGUCAUCCUUGUUCCCGUGUUAAAAAUGCUGAAAAAAGAUGGCGAUCGAUACAGCAACAUCGUCAUCAUACCCGACCUUCAGCUGCAUUUGGUGCCUUUCCCAGCUCUCCUCAUCAAUGAUUACUGUGCCACCGUUAUGCCAUCGUUGGAGAUUUUAGCCCACUCCCUUCGAGAAGAUUCAUCUUCGAGUGAAGAGAACACACAGCCCAGAGCACUAGUUGUGGGUAAUCCUUCUGUCCCGGAAAUCGACAUUUGCGGACAAAAAUGGACACCGUGCAAGUUACCUGGUGCCGAAGAUGAAGCGAUUCUUAUCGCGGAAAUGUUAGGCACGGAACCUCUUCUCCGAGACCGCGCACGACUUAGCGUUGUCAAGAAGGAACUACCUCGUGCUGACGUCAUCCACGUGGCCUGUCAUGGCAGCUGGUCCGAGACAGCCUUGGUUUUGUCUCCCGACAGGUCGCCAGGGGACGGGACCUUAUCCAGCAAGGAUGUCUACUUGACUGCAGAGGAGGUGAUGGGGAUAAAACUACGAGCUAAAAUUGUUGUUCUCAGUGCCUGCCACAGCGGAAGUGGGGAGAUCAGAAACGAGGGCGUGGUAGGACUGUCCAGGGCAUUCCUAGUAGCAGGAGCCAAGGCGGUGGUAGUGGCACUAUGGCAACUGCCGGACCAAGCGACCAAAUCCUUCAUGACCAGCUUCUAUCAAGAUCUUAUCGCGAGAAACACAGUCAGCCGUGCACUCAGGAAUGCCAUGCAAACCAUGCAAGAUCGGCCACGCACCGAAUGGGCGUCUUUCACAAUAGUUGGUCGAGACGUCAGUCUGUAAUUGUGAUUUUAAUGACGUCAUAAACAGAAGGCACGUAUCAGAGACAAGAGGGAACUUUCUUCCGACGUCUGUAAAACAUCAUGAUCAUAUAUUGUUACUGAUGCCAAUGUAUUCAAUACUAAGUUUUACUACUCUUAUAAGAUUUCCCUUUUACGCACUUUUUAUUCGACGCAAUUUUGGUAAAUUAAUGGACACCCUAAAACUAUCAGAUGAUUAAAGAAAUAUGCCCUGCACUCGACGUUGAAACCCCAAAUUAAAUUCUUAAGGGUAUAGAGUCAGUCAGUGCUAGCCAACCCUCACCAUUAUAUUAAAUGUCAAAUAUAAUUCGUCGGAGCUCCGACAACGACUAGGCAACGACUUUAGAACACAAACUUUUCAACACUGCAAUAGUGACAACAAGAUUGUAAAUAAAAAAAAAACUUUUAAAGCUAUGUAUAUUUUAAUAAAUGUUCCUCGGGAGCUUUAAGUCAGAAUGAAAUUCAAAAGGAAAAAGUGUUUGUUUCAUAAAAUCUUUAAAUGAAACCUUUUUGGUCAUACUGUUUUAGCCAACAAAAGAA
Molecule: messenger RNA, 3882 nt
Organism: Lingula anatina
Lineage: Eukaryota; Metazoa; Brachiopoda; Lingulata; Lingulida; Lingulidae
Molecular function (GO): protein binding
Source: RefSeq, a predicted model, not a curated record